Molecule: messenger RNA, 2211 nt
Organism: Parnassius apollo (apollo)
Lineage: Eukaryota; Metazoa; Arthropoda; Insecta; Lepidoptera; Papilionidae
Source: the annotation of a GenBank genome assembly
AUGGAGCACAAGAGACGGGAUAUCAUAGCGGUCGUCUAUUUGAUGUGGAUAGGAAUAGCUUUGGUAAGUUCGCAAAAUACAGAUAAUAAUCAGAAUAUUUCAGCGACAGAAUCGAUAAAUAGCGAGUCUGAUGCAACGAGUGUUGCUCUUCCCAAUCUAAAUUCAAGUCCUGAUAUGGCAAGUCCUGCUAUGGCAAGUCCUGAUACGGCAAAUCCUGAUACGACAAGUUCUAAUACGGCAAGUCCUGGUACUGACAGUUCUAAGGCAAGUCCUGAUGCAGCAAGUCCUGAUGCGGCAGGCGCCGAUAGCGCAAGUAAUAAUGCGGCAAGUCCUGGCACUGACAGUUCUAAGGCAAUUCCUAAUGCAGCAAGUCCUGAUGUGGCAGGUGCUGAUGGUACAAGUCCUGAUGCACCAAGUCCUGAUGUGGCAAGUCCUGAUACAGGAAGUUCUGAUACAGCAGGUCCUAAUACGGCAAGUCCGGACAGUUAUAAGGCAAGUCCUGAUGUGGCAAGUCCUGGUACGGGAAGUCCUACAGCAGGUCCUGAUACAGCAAAUGCCAAAACAGGAAAUGUAGAAACACCUUUUACUUCGAAUGCAAUAACUUCAAGCAAUGCAGUGCUUGAUCGUCCUACCGGAGAUGUACAAAUACCUGCUGAUCCAUCUCCAGCAGCUGCUCCCGGCGGUGAUAGUCAAAGUGCACCAAAACCACCUACAAAUGCUGCUACCGUAAUUGAUACAUCAAAUACUCAAGCUGCACCAUCUGCUACUGAUGCACCGAAUAUAAUAGCCCCAGUUACUAGCGCUUCCAUUGACGAAAAACAAAACGAGGAGAAUUUUUUUAUUCCACCUUCGUCGGUUGCUCCUGUUGUAGAUGCUCAGAAUGCGUCAAUAUCACAUAUAACGACUGUUCCUGUAAACGAUGAACAAAAUACACCUGCUCCGCCAAUAAUAGCUAGUCCUGUUAUAGAUCCACAUAAUACACCGGCCCCAAACACAAUAGAUACUCCUAUUAUAGAUGCACAAAAUACGCCAGUCCCCCCUACAACAUUUGGUCCAGUUAUUGAUACGUUGAAUAGGCCAGCUACACCUACAACUAUCGCUACUGCUCCAGAUGUGCAAGUUGCCGCUGUUUCUCCGACAGGAAAUCCUUCAAAUGGGGGUAAUGUUAUACUUAUACCGAGUUACCCAAUCCCAUCCAGCCAAGGCUAUUAUCUAGUGCAGAAUCCUGUUCCACAAGGGAAUGGAUAUUCCCAGGUCAAUAUUCUAAGCGUCUGCUUCGUGAUAGUUUUAUCGUCUGCAUAUGAUGUCAAUGCCAACAACGAUGCUGUGGUGCCAGGACAACCAAGUUCAAAAACGGUCACAACAACAACAGUAACAACAUCAGAACAAUACCCGGAACCUAUUGCCGCUGUAAAGGAACCAGUUCCAGUAGCACCUAUUCAGGUCUCACCUCAACCAGUUGCCUCUGUUCCGGUUGCACCUGCCCCUGUUGCGCCCGCCCCGGUUGCAUCUGUACCGGGUGUACCUGCCCCGGUUACUCCAGUAGCGGUUGCACCUGUCGCGGUUGCACCUGUCGCGGUUGUACCAGUUCCGGUUGUACCUGCCCCGGAUGCACCUGCUAGGGUUUCCCCUGAUCCGGUUGUAUCUGCCCCUGUUGCACCUGCCCAGGUUGCACCUGUAGCGGUUGUACCUGCCCCGGUUGGCCCUGUUCCGGUUGUACCUGCGUCGGUUGCACCUGCCCCGGUUGCACCUGCCGCGGUUACACCUGCCCCGGUUGCACCUGCCUCGGUUGCACCUGCCCUGGUUGCAUCUUCCCCGGUUGCACCUGCCCCGGUUAUACCUGCCCAAGUUGCACCUGCCCCGGUUGCACCUGCCGCGGUUGCACCGGCCCCGGUUGCUCCUGUCCCGGUUGUCCCUGUUCCGGUUAUACCUGCUCCGGUUGCACCUGUCCCGGUUGCUCAUAUUCCGGUUGCAUCAGCUCCCUUCCCGCUAAUGCCGGUGGCACCAAUGCCAAUAGCCCCUUAUCCUGGCAUUUGGCCGAUACCUACCAGAAAUGUACUUCCUCAUUAUCCAGGCUUCUAUCCAUUCCGUAAUUCAUUGCCGUCACCCAAUUCAUAUUCUCAAGUAAUGAACAUAUACCCAAAUAAUCGUGACGGACCUGAAUACCUAUUAAUACCAGCUCCAUUUCUUAAUGUCGCAAAAAAGGAGUAA